AUGUCAUCUUCGGGGCCAGAUCAACAGCUACAAGCCGAACAAAAUACGAUUUUACAUUUACACAGGAAGCGACUUUUUCCUUCUGAUAAUUCCAGAAAAGAAUCGAUAACAGCGACAUCAGCAACAAUUGUGGGGUCUAUUUCUGCAAAAAUUCGUAAAACUUCUGCAGUAAAUAAUCAGGUUGCCGAGAGUAAUAAUUUGAAUCGUGGUAGUUCGCAAGAACCGGGAUCAUCGAGAACCGGCGAAGGGCAACUGGCAAACCGCCUUUCGCAGGCCAUACCAGUUAAAGCAGAAUUACGUUAUCUAACAGAUUUCUUUCCUGAUCAAGGUUCAAGUGAUCGCCGUUUAACUCGUUCACAAACGUUAUAUUCAUCACCAUCUUCAUCGGCUGUGGUUACAAGGGAAACGGCUCAAGACUGUUCCCAAAACUGUAUUAGUCCUCAGACAAGAUUUCGUACAAAAAAAAAGCACAGUCGUUUAUCUCAUAAAGAAGCGGAAAAAUCUUCACGCAGCCAAGCACAGCCAGGUUAUCAAGUGUUACAAGCUGCAACAUCAUCAAACGAACAAUUUUCAGCUCGAGCAAAAUCGCAAAAUUUGGUUAUUUCUGAAGCCGUUUCGUCUGCUGAGAGUGGGUCUAGGAAUACUUUUAAUUUUACAAACUCAGCUCAAGCGUCAUCCGAAUUCCGUCAGUCAUACUAUUCGCCUUUGUUUGAUAGGCAUUCACAGGGUACAAUUGAGUAUCAAGUUUGCAGUUACAAGUUUCGUUGGGAUGAAUUUUCUCUCGAAGCGAAUGAUGAAUGGUCUUUUAUCAUCCCCUUACCUAUUCGAUGA
This is a messenger RNA of Dracunculus medinensis (Guinea worm), 831 nucleotides long. NCBI's taxonomy places the organism in Eukaryota, Metazoa, Nematoda, Chromadorea, Rhabditida, Dracunculidae. The record is from the annotation of a GenBank genome assembly.